Molecule: messenger RNA, 884 nt
Organism: Radiomyces spectabilis
Lineage: Eukaryota; Fungi; Mucoromycota; Mucoromycetes; Mucorales; Radiomycetaceae
Exons: 2
Coding region: 170-556 (128 amino acids)
Source: RefSeq, a predicted model, not a curated record
CACAAUUGUUGCGUUUCUGCUUGAAUCUAUAUAAUUAAAAUCUUUGGCAUCCAUUGCACAGCGGGUGUACGGCUUGUUAAGACAAUAUUUUGUGAACAAAUAAACCCCCAGUAUGCGUUCUCUAUACCGCCAUUUCUUUUUUGCUAUCAGUUUCUACGUAACGUAAGUCAUGUCUGUCCGUCAAAGCGAUAUCACUGCUGCUGUUGUUCAGCCUGUCGGUCCCUUUUCCGCAGACUCCCCUGCUGUCAUCUUGCGAAAGCAUGGUGAUAUUGCUUGCUUCAUCAAAGAACAGAAUAGUGUUAUCACGAAUGCCACCGGGAAACUAAAUUAUGUAUCUCAGGCAAGAAGCGCCGCACUUGCCCCUAUUCGCCGUGGUUGCACGGCCACAAUUUCGGCUUCAUUGUUCGCUGCCGACUAUGGUCAUGUGAAGGUGACCUAUCAUUGGAAGGACGACGGCCAUAACCUUGGAGGACUGCUUACUGGCUCGCUCAACCCUAACCUUCUAGAUCGAUUAUAUGACGAGCAGGUGCAGUACAACUUUACUGGGCUAAAAUGAAUGAGAUGCUUCGUAUGAACAACGCUACGUUGACGAAGAUAAAACAAUCUUCCAUGUGACUUUGAAUGUUGGGCUCUUGUCUCAGAAAGCUUUUUCGAUCGGCUACACGCACGAUACAACAUGAUGCAACGAACUUGGAAGAAGAAAUUACAGCUUAAAACGUCCAUGUGAGUUUGGCUUUGUGGCCGCAGAAGACCGAUCACGAUUGUUUCCUCAUGCUAUUUGACGGUCGAUAAUUGUUUUCAAGAGUUAAUGGCAGGUUUGGGGUGAGUGUAUAGAUUGGGUCAUUUCUUUAUAACAGCAAAGUCUUCGAAAUAAAUAAAUGUCC